This is a messenger RNA of Drosophila nasuta, 2828 nucleotides long. RefSeq lists its product as uncharacterized. The record is from RefSeq and is a predicted model, not a curated record. The transcript has 5 exons. The coding region runs from base 130 to 1329 and encodes 399 amino acids. NCBI's taxonomy places the organism in Eukaryota, Metazoa, Arthropoda, Insecta, Diptera, Drosophilidae.
CUCGAAGUUCCGUUGGCGAAGUAUUUGUACCAAAAACAUUUUCGCUUAGUUCGCAGGAGCCAUCAUGUGAACAACUUCGUGCCAUGUGGAUAUUUUCAAAGAGACAAUCUCGGGCAGCAGAAAUAACAAAUGAAAUACCCACAUAUCGCGACCCGUUUACAUAUAAUAUUUGGGAUCCGAUAUACUCCAAUUCUAGACGCUUUGGAUCACUUCGAACGGGAUCAAGGGAUCGAGCCCGCUCACCUGUUUUCGGCCGAGUCGUUAGUCGAGAACCCACAAUUCCUCAGCAUAUCGGAGGAGGACUUGAGCAACGUCAGCGUCUUAUUGUUGAUGGUAGUCUUUUUAAUCCUGGGCAGACUCGAUUAUAUAGUUCAGAAGCACGUCCAAUCACUAGUGCCUCAGGCGUAUCCCAAACAUCGUCUGCACUUUCGUCGUCUUCAUCGUCAACCCGUCGAGCAAGUAAAAAACCGAUAUAUGGGUGUACCGUAUAACUCAGGCGAUAAUUUAAGUGGCAGCCAAAAUUCAGCAGCAGUUCAGGGUAGCUUUCAAAAGCUCAAAGAACUCAUCUGGACAGAGAGGGCCAAAGAAUUAACGCAGCAACGGCGUGCCGAGGAACUGGCGGCGCGAGCAGCUGUACUGAAGGAAAUUGCAAAUGGCCAAAACAUGCAAGGAUCGUACAAAACAUCUUUUAAUAACUUAGCUGACUCAUUGCUGAUGGAUGAAAACCGCAGUCCAGAUAAUAGUGGCAAUCAAUAUAUACAUGCCAAUCGCCUGUCGAUUUCAAGCGGCCAAUCUUUCGAUGUCAAAAAUGCCAAUAAUAAAAAUUCUGGGCAUCGAAACAGCGCUGGUGGGAGAGCUUCAACACGACGAAUUGGAAGUAAUUUUGGAGUUGCAACUCAUGCUACUGGACCAACACAUAAAGAAGUCAGUUUUCUAAGAAAGUCUAGUCCGGCAAAUACUAUCGCUCGCACUUCGAUUCCAGUAACAGACGUGGAUUUGAGUGAAUUAUUAUCAAAUCAUGCUGUAAUGGGCAUACCAAUGACAUAUCCAAUUCGACAAUCCCAUUUCAGGGAAAGAAAUCGUUCUCUUUUUAAACAGAAUACUAACGGUGACGACUAUUUUCAUCGAGAGAAUAGAAAAUUGGGAUCGAAUAGGGAGUUUGAAUUUCUUAAAGCAUAUUUAAAUGAGAAUCAGCUAAGACCAUUAAAAUCAAUUGAAUAUAACAUUAUGAAGCCUAAUGUUCAAUUAUAUUCCGCCGUCGAAAACGAUCAAGCAAUUGAUCGUCCCCAUAUAAAAAAUAAUUAUAUUGAUUCUUACUAUUAUAAUUAAAAAGAUCUCUGCUCAUAAAUAAUUAUCUCCUAUAUCUUUUUUUUUAUUUUUAGCAAUGCUAGUUAAAAUUUGUAUAUAAUCGAAUAUAUGUAAAUAUUUCAAAUAAGUUUAUUUUAAUGAUUAAACACUGCUAACAGGUAAAACGGUUAUAUAUUUAGAUGCCAUUAAGAUUUUUUUUGUUUUUGCAACAUUGCACUUAGACGUAUUAUUUUGUUAAGUAUUAACUUACAUUUCUUUAUAAUUUAUAUAUUAAAAUACUAGACAUUUUGCUUAAACGUUAACAAAGGCUUCCAAUAUAAAACAAUCAUCCAUAAUAAAAAAAAUUCAAGCGUGUAGUGUGUGGUGUAAAAUGAUCCGUAAAUAGAUAGUUUUUCGAUUAAGUAGAGAUUGAGUGGUUGAUUUGUAAUGUAGCUAAGAUUCAGAAUUCAUUGAUGAAAAAACUACCAGUAUGUAGAAUAAAAUUAUUAUUAAUUAAAAUUGACUGCAUACUUUGCAUAAAUAGUACAGACACUGGUCACGCUUAUACUACACAUUUAUUUCCAUAUGGGUAUGUAAGCAUAAAGCAUAAGCUGACUGUGCCUGAACUUAAUCAUAUUAACGAAAUAGCAUACACAAUCAAGAACAACAAAAAAAUGACAAAUAUAAUUGCAAACAAUCCAACAAAACAACUCUUAUAACUAUUUAACAUCUUUUAUAAAUAUUACAUUUUCUUUAUCAUAUAUGUAUAGUGGUUACUUAACCUGAAAACAUAUUAUACUUGUUUUCGUUGAACAUACCAUAUCCAUGUUUCCUAUGUAUGUAUGUACGGGUUUUAUUUUUGUUUUAUUCAUUAUUUUAAAAUAUUUAUUCAAUAUUAUUAAUAAACGUACAUAUGAAAUAAAUGUCAAUUUAACAUAUCGAACUUAAACUAUUUCAAUACAACAAAAACAAGAAAAGGAGAUACUGUAUAUUGCGGCUAAAAUUGCGAACUUAUCUACUACGUAACAAUUAUUGGAAUAAUAUUACUGAAAAGAUAUUUGUGGUAAUGUGUAAUAUUAUAAAACAAUAAUCAAUGAUGGGUAUUAUCAAGUGCUAGUAAUCUUUAUUUAUUUAUUAUACUCAAUUGUGUAAAAUAUUUGCUUCUAGUAGACAAUGAAAAACACACAAAAAAUGUAUACAAAACGUAUCAAUAAACACCUGACAAUAAAUCUUUAAAUGUGAGUUCCGUGACAAUAAAAUAUAUUCUGAACAUACACAAAUUAUUGAUAUAUUCUUAUCAUAGCAUACAAGUAUAAAUACAUAUUUAUCAACACAUAUUGUAUGCCUAAUAUAUAUAUGAAAUUCUCUACGCAUGGUUGAUGAUUUCGAGCAUAUGGAAAAUACACAAGGAUGACAUUGUUAACUAUUAUAAAUAUUAAGAAAUGCAUAUACAUGUAUAAUCCUAGGAAUAUAUUGUGAAUUUUAUUACAUAAUAAUUAAACAUUGUAAACAAAAAAAGUAAUCUUAUAAAUAAAAGUAUA